Serpula lacrymans var. lacrymans S7.9 is the source of this 660-nucleotide messenger RNA. RefSeq lists its product as uncharacterized. The coding region runs from base 162 to 431 and encodes 89 amino acids. NCBI's taxonomy places the organism in Eukaryota, Fungi, Basidiomycota, Agaricomycetes, Boletales, Serpulaceae. The transcript has 2 exons. The record is from RefSeq and is a predicted model, not a curated record.
UACCACCUUCUGUUCAGCAGCUAUGCGUCCUUUUACAAGUAGUGAGCAAGCAUGCACCGCUCUACAAUCUUUAUGAGCACCAGUGCUACUGGUUUGCCAACACCGUAUUUGACACGUUGAAGAAGCUCUGUCCAGCUGGCGAGGAGACAUGUAGUACACAUAUGGCCCAUAGCUUGCGAUCCAAGUACCUGGGAUUAAAAUUCGAGUAUGGAGGCAGUGUAGAGAUGCUAUUUGCGGAAUACGGCAGGGCAUGGGGUGAGGCUUGUGCAAAGAUGAAGCAGGAGGAGAUUGGACGAGAAAAGAGUCGACGUGCACUCAUCGAACGCGGGAGAGACGAAGGCCGUGCGGAACGAGAGCAGCUUAGAACAGACAGAGAACAACUUCAAGCAGAACGAGCACAACUCAAGGCAAGACUACGCACCGCACUUUGAGAAAAAUAACACGUGCACUAGUAAUAUGAUAAGAUACUCGGUAGUGGCCGAGAUAAUAUAAACUCCGGUCUACAAUGUAUGUCACGGUACUUACGACUUGAUCAUUAGCCCUAUGUACAGGACCGACAAGGAUUACGGACUGUUCCACCAUCUUCGUUUUUCUAUUAUAUCGGGAUAAGCAUUGUAAUUACAGGUAGCAACGUGAUCUUAUAUAUAUAUAUAUAUCGAG